AUGGCUUCCUUCCCAUCUUUCGUCGAGUUCAACUCACCAUCUGCCGCUUCGCCUGCUACCAUGGCGCCUGGAUCCCAUCCUUCUGAGAUCCUUGCGCUUGAAGCAAAAUUGAACCACCGCGGCGUGACGGCUUUCUUGGAAGUUGGUAGAUUCUGGGAGAAGUACGAGAGGACCCUUCCCACUCAGUCUCCUUCUACAACUUCUAUGUCGGCCGAUGUCGCCUCCUCUUCCGCCUCCGUCACUCCAGCUGUCAACCCCUCCAAAGAAAAUCGUCGCUGCAAAAACUCCCAUUCGAAGCUUCACGUCUUGAAGUGCACCCACUUCAUAUUCACGCCUUCGGCUACUGAUUGCGCGCCAAACCGUUUGGCCAUGCAAAAUGUCAAUCCCCUUCCCGUAAACGUCCAGCCACCGGACUUCGGGUGCCAGAUUUGCGUACGCGCGGCACAGUCUAACGAUCUCGCUCUCCGUGAGCCAGGCAAGAACUGGACCGACCUAUUGCUGGAGCACAACUACGAUCCCGGCACCCAGUCUGGUCCUCUCGCUGGUCUCCGAACCUGUCACAUUGCUUACCUAGCGAGAGAUGGGACCAUUAUCCCGGCCAUCGAACCUAUCGACGCGGCGCUUAUCCGGAUUCUUUGGACAGAUCGCGUCCGUCUCCUCCAGCGUGCCGACUUGGAGUAUGGACCUGCUGCAGUUAGUCGUGCCCCGACUGGCAUUGACUCGACUGGAUUCAACUGGGACAUGGUUCCCACGCAACCUAGCGCCAACGCGCCUGGUGGCGGCUCGCGGGCUACUCGCGAUCGCAACCGUCGCCGUCGAGAGAAAGCGAAGACUGAUAGGCAGGAAGCAGCGGAGGCGAAACGUGCUCAAGAAGCUGGAGAGAAGGGCAAAGGCAAGCAGAGAGCGGACAAGAACGCGAUGGACAUGGCGAGCCCAUCAUUGGACUAUGGUGACGAGGCGAUCACGUACGAAGAGGGAUCAGAGGAGGGCGAGAUGCGUGCCGGUGGCCUUCUCUCACCAAAGGAGAAGAACGCUCGCCGCAAGAAGCGUGAGCAGCUGAAGAUGGCUAGUGAGAACAAGCGGAAGGAGUUGGAAGAGCAGAAGAAGCUGGAGGAGGCCCAGCAGAAGUUCCGCGAUAUGGCACUGAAGUAG
Molecule: messenger RNA, 1152 nt
Organism: Mytilinidion resinicola
Lineage: Eukaryota; Fungi; Ascomycota; Dothideomycetes; Mytilinidiales; Mytilinidiaceae
Exons: 2
Coding region: 1-1152 (383 amino acids)
Source: RefSeq, a predicted model, not a curated record